CUCGCUUCAAUUACAUGCAACCCGCUUGAUUAUCACAUUUUUAUUACAUGUAAACCGCUGCACAUAAUCACGUGUAAUGUGAUAAGUUAGCUUGUUCUCUAAUCCACUACACCAUCCCCCUUCUCAUUUACACAGCAGGGCUAAUUCGCUAAUCCCGGCCGCAACGCUUCCGCGCGCCAGAUCGCAGCCGGGCUGCAAUCAAUCGGAAGCACUACUGCAUCGACAUUCAAUGCCGGCGUGGGAGGCCGGCAACGGUUCGGGGCCGGCGAUGGCCACCAUCAACCUGCUGCUGCCCAUCGUGGUGACGGCGCUGGGCCAGGCCGGCCAAGUGCUCCUCUACAUCCCGCCGGCCACCGGCAGCCAGCUGCCCACCUACCCCUUCCAGCUGUACGCAUCGACAGCCAGCGGAAGCGGCGCCUCCCGAGCGUGCCCGGUGGACCGGCCCUUCGUGGGCUGCAGCGUGGCGCCCUGCUCGUCCACCGGCAGCAGCGGCCUGUGUCCCAACUACCCGACGGCCGUGUGCAUUGACGACAUGUGUGGUGGCUGCACCGCCCGCUUCUACAUUCCCCGCGGACAAUGGCCACAGUUGGCAGGACAGGCCUCGGCGGCGCAACUGUACUGGGCGUCGCCUAACGCCUUCACGGAGGUCACCGUGCAGUGCUUCGGCCCGCUGCCGGUCCUGAGCUACGGGGCGUGGCCCAGCGCCGAUCCGUCGGUGACGCCGGUGUCGGCCUUCUCCAUCUCCCGGAGCUACUGGUCCGCGGUCGACGUCUGUCCUCCCGGCGUACCGAUAACGGAGAAGACGUGCAUGCCCAACCGGCAGACACCCUGCCAAGUCUUCCGCUGUCCGCAAUACCCGGCAGCGGAAUGCGUCAACUUCCACUGUGGCGACUGCCGCGCGCAGUUCUACCAGAACGGCGUGGACGUGUCCCAAUCCUGCGGGAUCACCAACCCCCAAACACCUACCUGGAGAAACGCUGGAAGCCCAUUAAGUGGUACAUUGGCUGACCAGCUACCCGUUCCCUACAACUCCAACCCCCUUCCGGCCCCCGGCAACACCGUCGGGCUGGCUAAUCCCGCGUCAGACACCGGCUGCCGUGUCAGCACUGGCCGGGCGCUCCUUCCGGCCCCGGCCAACCUCUGCAACUACGACACGGUGUGCCGCGGCCUGGACGUCCCGUCCGUGUGCCCCCAGUUCCCGGCGGCCGUCUGCAGUUCGGAUCCCUGCGGCAGCAGUUCCGUCAACCCUACGGCGGGCGUCUGCCGGGUCAAGUUCUUGCUGGGCUCCACGGACGUCACUUCCGUGUGUUUUCCACCGCGCAGCCAACCGGACGCCGGGAGUCUGUCCAUCCCGGCGGCGGUGGUGGCGCGGUUGUGCCCGGAUGGACGGGCUUUUCGUAUCGUCUGCAAUUUCCCGCCCUGCGGCCGCUACGGGUCCGGUUGUCCCGGAUAUCCGGCGGCGCGCUGCCUGGAAGACAGCUGCGGUGCCUGCACCGCGCGAUACUUCGUCUCUGCCACGGAAGUCACUUCCUUAUGCUAUCCUUACCCCACAAAAAAGUAGCAGCUUCUUGCCUUAACAGUCUGUACAUUUUAUUUUUAUUGUAAAUAAAUCGUUCUGUGGCAACAGUGUGAAUAAAAUUUGG
This is a messenger RNA of Paramacrobiotus metropolitanus, 1643 nucleotides long. RefSeq lists its product as uncharacterized. The transcript has 2 exons. The record is from RefSeq and is a predicted model, not a curated record. The coding region runs from base 230 to 1561 and encodes 443 amino acids. Lineage: Eukaryota; Metazoa; Tardigrada; Eutardigrada; Parachela; Macrobiotidae.